CCCGGGGCCGCCUUCAGGUGGUGUCGUACCGCUCGGCCCUAACCGACCUGAUGCUUCAGCGCGCCCAGCGCUACGCGGAGGUGACGGGCGGUGCCGCCAACCAGUCUGCUGAUGAGGUGGCUGCUGCGCUGAGCCCCAUGAUUGGACCGCGCGGGAUCACCUUCCUCGCGGACGGAGUGAUCUACCAGCAUGACAGGACGCGAGACGUACGGCAACUUGCCAACGCGCUGUCACGUCAGCACACUGCGUACGAGCACGUGGUGUAUCGUCCGGUGGUUUCCGCGGUAAAUGAGGAGCAGGGGGUGGUGUUCAGCGCCAUCUACUACGUGCUGCGGAACCGUGGGUCGCUGUUCGGGCGGGAUGAGCCGACUAAUCGCAUCAGCAAGGGCUUUUUGGUGGACAAGCUGUCGUUCGACAAGGAAGGCCACUUCGUCUCAUCCCUGGUCACCCGCCAGCUCACCCUGGAGGAGCGCGACGCCCUGCUGCCCGACCCCACCGCCUGGCAACCCGCAGUAGUGGAGGAGAAGGACCUCAUUGCCGUACCGGACGUGGUCGCGGGGCCCGACGACUACAAGUUCAUGAGCGAGCAGAUCUCCAAGUGGGCGGGCGUGUGGAGCAGCGAGGCGCCCCUGGACAAGCUGCCAGAGCUGCUUGCCCCCAACUGCCGAGAACUCGAUGCGUACGGAUUCUCCAACAAACCCAACGGCAUUGUUUGGCAGGGAGUCGACCAGGCGCGGGAGGCGGUUAAGAGGACGCACAACCAGUACGACAACCGCAAUCAACUGGUGUCAUACGCCGUUUCGUUUGAACACAAGCUGGGUUUCCAGCACUGGCGCGCCAACGCAGUGCCCCGACAGGAGCUGCAGCAGCAGCCGGCACAGGGGGCAGCAGCGGCCGGACAGCAGCAGGGGC
Astrephomene gubernaculifera is the source of this 912-nucleotide messenger RNA. The record is from the annotation of a GenBank genome assembly. Lineage: Eukaryota; Viridiplantae; Chlorophyta; Chlorophyceae; Chlamydomonadales; Astrephomenaceae.